AUGAUUUCCUCCAACACGAGAUCGUCGCGCUCGCGAUAUUCGAGUCCGGCACAGGGAGGAGGGCAAGGAGGAGGCGGAGGAAAUGGAGGAGGACCUCUCGAGGCGAACAAGAACUCUACCAACGAGGCUUCGAGGGCGUUUAUGCGGCGGUGGAUGGAGCCAGCGGUGCAGCACAAGUCCAGCUUCGAGGACCUUGGCCUUAUGCGUUAUGGCGUGUUCGAGAACAUGCAGCCUUUGGGGACGUUGCCGAAAGCAUCAGCGGCGACGGGAGGAGCGGGAUCGAAGAAGGAAAAUAGUGGUAUCGUGCGGAAAAUCGUGCUGAAGCCGUCGCGGGCGGGGAGCAACGCUGGGAGGAAAAAAUCUGCUGAUGCAGCGGCGCUGCUGGACCACGACGACGACGAGGCGGCAAUGGCGGAGGGGGCAAGAGCGGCCCACCGAAACAGCAGCACAAAAUUCAAAUUCCACGGCCAAGGCAACAGCAACAGUUCCAAAUUCCAACCUACGAACGCGUCGUCUAUUUCUCCCUCGCCUUUCUCUUCUUCUCGUUCCCCAUCCCCGCCCAUUUCUCCUGCGCCAUCUUCUCCCCAACCACCACCGCCAUCGUCAUCCUCCACUUUGCCUCCAACGCACGCUUCAUCGUCGAGACGUCAAUCGGCAGAUAAAGAAUUGGCGUUAUUGGGAAUGAGGGAUUUUGACGACAACAACGACGAAGAUUACGAGCCUAGGGGUGGUAAGCGGAAGGCGGCUCACAGGUCACCGAUUACUAGGCGGAGUCUAACGAGAGCAUCUGCAAAUCGCGCUGCUGCUUCUACUGCUGCUGCUGCUGCUGCUGCUGCUGUCGCUGCUGCCGAAGCUGAAGAUAUAACGAUGUCUGCACCAUCGCCAUCUCCGGCUCCAGCUCUGGCUCCGGCUCAGCCGAGAGCAGCAAGCGAGGAGUCGGAAGGAGACCUUGCGAAGAAGCGACACGUAGUCGACAAGGUUGUCGACGAUGCCGUAGAAAAUGCUCUCAAGUACCAUCGGUACCCGACAGCCUACGCGCUACGCACUAUUUACGACGAGAAAAAAUCGUCGGAUCCUCAGAUCGUGUCUAUGUUUGAGGACGUAUUUCUCCAGCGCGCCGACGCCGACACGCUCGAUCAAUUUGCCAGCCUGGUGACGGAGCGGAAGCAGCUGGGAGCCAAGGACAACGCCGCGUAUCGAUUUUUCUCACCUGACGCCGUGGGAUCCCCCAAGAAACCCAUCCCCGCACCUUACGCAGACUUGCUCAGGCUCGACCUCAGCACCGCGAGAAUUCUGUACGACGACGAGGAAGACCUACGAGCGCUUAAGAAGCAAAAAACUACGCAUCCGGAACCAUCGCCUUCGCUGUCGAGGUCUCAUAGGAAGACACGCGGCAGGGCCGGCAGCAUGGCGGACGAAGCUCAGGUCAAUUCUGCAGAAGAUGGCGCUGCCUCUGCAGAUGCUUCUGAAGCAGCAGCAGUAGCAAAGCAAAACGCACCACAGACGCCCACUCGAAGGCGUACUCGCAGCGACUCGUUGGGUAGCGACUCCUCACUUUCGUCCAUCUCGCUCGACACACCCGAACUUCGGGCAUUUUCCAACUUCGAGGACGAAGAUAACAGCAGCUCGAAGCCCGAGUCGGGAACCGAGGUUCAGAGGCGGCCCAAGAUCAAACUGAAGGCCCAACCCAAGGAUCAGGGCAAGCCCAAGGUGCAGCGCCAAUUACAGCUACAAAACUCGGCUACGGGUCUCAGAAUCAGUGGAGGUGGUAUCAGUAAAAACGCCAACAGGCGAGCCGACACCACCACCACCGGAGCAAGCACAAGCAGCAGAAGUACCCCGGCAGCGGCAGAGGGCCAGUCGCAGACAGCAGAUUCCAUCUCAGUGGUGGAGGAGGACGAAGACGUGUCAGGCGGGCAGCCCACACGCCAGCCAAUUACGAUAGGCACGGCAGCAGCCGGCAAAACUGCGGUGGCCCAGCGCAAAUCAACCGCGUCGGCCACUAAAGGCGCCCAUAAUUCUAGGGCCAAUCCCGCCGCCCCCAACAGGUCCAAAGCCAAAGCCCGCGACACGCCCUCGCUGUCACUCUCACCCUCGCCAUCCUCACCCUCCAUCUUCUCCUCAUCAUCACACCCCGGCCCACACUCUCAUGAGGCCCCCCAUGACUCCAGCGACAAGGACGGCAGCACCAAACCCCAUGCCAUGCCUGGCGUUGUCCGUCCACUUUUCCCCAACCUUCCCGUGAAGGUGUCUGCUCUUCGCUCCAGCGCACAGCCGCAGCAGCAGGGCGAGGAUAAUUCUGACAAUGAAUCCCCGUCACGACGUGGCACUGCGGCCAAGGCGAAGGCGAAGAGGGAUGGAUCCUCCAAGCCUCUCGAUUCCAACAAUAACUCUCCCAAGUCAUCGCCUCAGACGGCAAGCUCUGCGCGGAAGACGCGGAGCGGAGUCAAGGCUACACCAAUCUCCCUCACCGUCCCUACCACUCGGUCAACUCGCUCUGCAGUCAAGAGGACGCACGAUGAGCUUGAGGGAACAGCCUCGCCUGUCGCGACGUCCACGAGGAGCAAUGCCCCAUCGCAGGUGACGUCGCGAGCGGUCACGCCAAUCUUGCAGCCUCCCUCGAAAAAACAGAGGGUUGGGCCUCGGGUGAAGACUUCGCCCAAGAAGAAUGGUAAUACAACCGCUGGCAUGCCUCGCCCAACAGGUGAGGGCGUCAUCCAUGUUCCUGGUGUGCAGGCGAGAGACCAGAUCGAGAACGAUGACUAUUGUUCGUCGUGUGGUAACAAUGGUGAUCUCAUCUGCUGCGACAACUGCUCCAAGUCAUUCCACUUUGAGUGCGUCGAUCUCGUUGGCUCGACGGAAUUGCCCGAAGAAUGGUUCUGCAAUGACUGCGUGUACAAGCGGUCCGCGCGCCGAGAAGAGUACAGCGGACCGUUUAGUGGUCUUCUCACCAUCCUAGAUAGGACCAUCCCACGCGCUUUUAACCUGCCUAAGAAGCUGCAGAUCUAUUUUGAGGGUGUCAAGGUUGGACCAAACGGAGAGUACGAUGAGGUCGAGCGCACUACGAGGCUGUCAAAGAAACAAAAGGAACACGAGUUCGACCUCCACCCGCAGCGAGACAUCGAAGGCAAGGCCGCUCUAUGCCAUGCCUGCCAGAAGAGUGCCUCCGGCGCCAGCAAGAUGAUGAUGCUCUGCUCUGCCUGCCCCCUCUACUGGCAUCUCGACUGCGUGGACACUCCCAUGGCCCAUCCGGCGAACCCGAGGAAGUGGGUCUGCCCCGCGCAUAUCGACCAUUUCUACAAUCCCGAGAAUGCGCCUCUCGGACGGCGGUUCCGCAAGAUCCGUGGCGCGCAGGUUAUCAAACCCGUGUAUACUCGUGGGUACAAGAAUAACGGCGUCAUCGAGGUUAAUGACAGCGAAGAGCCGGAAGACGCGUCGGGUUGGAGCGAUGUUAGGUCGUAUGGUCGAGUCCUUCGGCUGCCUGCGAGGGGCAUCAAGCUCGAUUUUAUCGAACAGCUGCGCAAAAUUGGCGCCGGCCAUGCUCCCAAGGCUCCCGACGGCAAGCCGCAGGAGGCGAAUCAGGCCAAUCCCUCUCCGAAUCUCGACGAGGCCGAGGCGGCCAUUGCGCUCUGCAAACUCUUCGCCACUAGCGGUGGUGAGCCUGUAGUCGAGAACAAGCACAACGAACCCACCGAGCAGGGCAACAUUGCUAAUAGUGACAAAACACCCGAGUCCCCCGCUCCACUACCCGCCGACGAUAGUAACGAGGGCAAAGAAGCGGAGACCGAGCCGACUAGCGCUGCACUCAAACUGAUACACCAGGUCCAAAAGGGCGAAAUUAACAAGGAGGCGAUCACCAGCGGGGACAAGCAGUCUCUUCGGAAAUUGAUGGAGUCGAUCAAGUCGAUGCUCGGAGACGAUACUGAAGCCGAAGCCGAAGAGGAAGCCGAGACUGAGGCCGACAAAACCCAACAAGAUAUGAUUGCCCACCUCGAUGGUAUUUCGGACGGUGCUUCGACGACUCCAGAAGCUUCCGAAGAAGCGGUUACGCCCCAGGCUGACCCGACCAUCCACACACCCGUGUCCGACACGGUGGAGAAGGCAGCGGACGAAGCGGCAACAGCGGCUGAGCAGGGAAGCGAGUCGGCGGAGACGAUCAAGACCACGAGCGAUGGCAUAGAGGUCGUCGAGAUGGCUGACGACGAUCCAGAGCUCGCGAGGGCUGCGAGCGAUAAGCUUUCGGCGGCGGGAAACAGCGCUUCGGCGCAAUCUACGAAGGCUGAGUCGGUGAAGGACGUUGAUAUGGCGGAGUAA
Scedosporium apiospermum is the source of this 4314-nucleotide messenger RNA. RefSeq lists its product as uncharacterized. Gene Ontology annotation, biological process: regulation of transcription by RNA polymerase II. Bases 1 to 4314 code for a protein of 1437 amino acids. The transcript has 5 exons. The record is from RefSeq and is a predicted model, not a curated record. Lineage: Eukaryota; Fungi; Ascomycota; Sordariomycetes; Microascales; Microascaceae. Gene Ontology annotation, cellular component: Rpd3S complex.